Messenger RNA from Moneuplotes crassus, 2675 nucleotides. The record is from the annotation of a GenBank genome assembly. NCBI's taxonomy places the organism in Eukaryota, Ciliophora, Spirotrichea, Euplotida, Euplotidae.
UUGUAAACAAGAUAACAAAUGGAACCUUUGGCAAGCAACGUUAUCCCAAUUCCUCAUAAUAUUAUUCUCCUAAGUAAUAUCAUUCCUUACUAUGGCUACGCUAACGAGUGAGCUGAGCUGUUCCUGCAGCUAGAUUCCACUAGUAGGAAAACUUGGAAGGAUAACCUGAAGCCCAUUCUUGAAGUGAUCAUGGACGAUGAGCAGAGGAUAUUAGUUAGAGACAUUAAGAAGCCAUUUACUAAGAGUUUAGCUGACAAGUUGCAGGCUACUAAUAAUCAUUUAUACUUCAGACUGUGCCUUAGACUUUCCUAUUCAGCUUCUUUCAAAGCCAUGGCUAACUUCAUCUCUCAGAUGAAAGUCAAGCCUCAAUUUCAGUUCAAGAAAAUAGAAAUGAGUUUGAAUCUGAAUACUCUUAAGGCAUGAAACCACUUUUGAAAAACCUAUAUUGAAAUGGGGUUUAACACCGAAGCUCUCGUGUUCAGUAAAGACAGUGAUCAGACAGAAAGAAAAAACGAAAAUACUUUAUUUACCUCUUAAAUGAGUCUAUAUUCAACUGUAACAAAUUUCCCGAUAGAACUUGGAAUAUCACAACAUAAUCUACAUUCCUGACUUCAAAACUGAUGAAGGUCUCAAGCACGCUUAUGAAGACAGACAAGUUGAAGUAGAACAGUUAGGGUCAUUGAGAUAUGUGUAUCAGGCAGCUGAGAGGAAUUUUAGAGUUUUGACUGUGUGUGCCAGGAAGGUUAUGGAAGUGCAGAGGGAUUUGGAAGGGAAGGAAGGAAUAAGGGGUGGCGAAACAAGGUUUACGAAGGAAGGUCUUCAAACUUUGAAAAUAUUUGAUAGUUUCAUGACAAUUGGAAGGAUUAACUUGCCUGGGAAUGGAAUAGAGAAAUAGCCAUAAAUUUUUUCAAGGUUUAGAAAAGUUGAUUCAACUAAUGCCCACAGUCCAGAAUUUAGUGUUCGAACAACAGAUGUAUUUUUAUGAGUUUGUGGCUUCAGCACUUCCUAAUAUAAAUAUACGUUUCAAGAAUUUGAGCAAGAUAAAUACCUUUGAGUUUAAAACCCAGAUUGAGCAAAACAAUAUUGUUCUGGAUAUAUUUUCUCCAAAGGCUGAUCUCAUUUAUGAAGACCUUAAUACUAAUUUAUUAAUAAAAUUUCAGCUCUCUGAUUUGAGAGUCAAACUAGACCAUAUACAAUUUAAAGAUUCUGUAAGAGAACAUCAACAAUACGAUGGAGAUGAUGAAGAAUGACUCUUAGCAAACACAAAAUAUGUUAUUUUAGAGUUAAGCAGCCAGAAUUUUUUUAGUUAUAUUAGUUUCAAAAACUUCAGAAAGAUAGAUAAAUCUGAAACAGAAUCAGGAGUAGAUCAAGUAAUUCCAAUAAACAUAAAAAUUCAAAUACCAAUGACAAGUUUCCUCGACCAGGGCUAUCAAAAUUCUAAUCCCAAUUGCUGCUUAAUUCCUAAACUUUCUGAUGACAUUAAGAAAGUGUAUUCUUGUCAAAGAGGAGGCAAGUACUAUAGCCUAACAGCAGGACAGAAUAUUGACUCUAAUAUAACUUCUGUGAAGACAUCUCUAGUCGGUCCUAGACCUCACUACACAUUUCGAAUCUGCAUUGAGCCUCCUACUGAUAAAUCUCAGUCUCGGAAUGAUCUUCGUAGAGUCGAUUAUUCUCAUUGUACUCUAAAUCCUAAAAUUAUAUCUUGCCGAUAUGAAUUACUCGUCAAUGCUCCAAUUAUAAAUGCUCUUGAGACUUUACAGCAGAAUAGUCUGCUUUCUAUUCAUAUCCAAACUUACUUUGUAAGAGAGCUUCCCAUGGAUCGCCAUGCCAAGUUUGGACUCUCAAGGGUCUUUGCAAAUCGAUAUAAAUCUGAUUUCAAGAAGGAGCAUAAAAGAGAUGAUGGAGACAAACAGCUCUGUCAACUCAUUGAAAUACUGAAACAGAAGCAUCUCCAAGAGUUCAAAUCAGAUAGAAUAAUUGAAGAUGACGAGGUCGUUAAGAAAAUUUGAGAAUUAUGUGAACAGAAUCUGAGUAUUAGAGACCUUGAGCUUAACCUAGUGUAUUUGAAGCAUGUCAGAGAUAUUCUGUACUCUCUUAGAAAUAAUUAUGUAAUAAAAACGAUUAGAAUCAUUACAGAAAGGAGAAUAAUAAAUCAAGAACCUUUAAAAGAUCAUGAAGAGACAAAGCACCAAGAUCCUGAACAAGAACUAUUAGAAGAAAAAAAAUUUUCUAAUGAUCGCCUGAGACCCUGACCACAAUGUCUUAGAGAUUUUACUAGAAAUAAAUAUAGGAUGGGUUCAACUCACUAGAGAAAUAUUCUUGAUUAGGAACUUCCAUCUAGGAAUUUAGAUUAUGGCAGGCUUGAAAGUGACAAAUGAAAAGGCACUAUGAAACACACUUAGUAGAAGGUCGGAUAAGAUCAUGAAGAGAAAAAGUGCUUAUCUUAAUAUUAUUCAUAGCUAUAAUCUGCUGAGAAGAUAAAAUAUAGCCUAAUAGAGUUAUUCAAAGUAGUCCCAACGAAUGUAAUAAUGACUCAACCUGCCCUAAACUUCUAUCUCGAACCCCUCCACCCCUACCUCUUAGCCUACCCUCCUCUAAGCACCAAAACUCCAUCCUUCCCUUCCUCCACAUCCCACCCAUCCCCACUACACACAAAAACUCCUCACCUACAUCAC